CGACACUACUCAACACCUAGAUUUAUCUCACCAUAUUCUCGAAGGAAGGAAGCGGUAGAACAGCGAUAUAUUCUUCUAGUGACAAUUCUAUUGCGAACCAUCUUCUCCAGGACCACCCGCAAUUUAGAUUCGGCAUUCAGCACGUGAUCGCGCGUCAGCAGCGUUUGGACACGAAGCUCUGAAAUUGUCAAUAAGUUUCCAUUUUCUGUCGGUUUCGGAACGGAUAUGGUAGAAGGAGGAGAGGAAGGGCAUGAUGGCCUAUUCAAGGGGACGCAAUUCUGGUUAUCUCACAACGUCCCUCAAAGAGCUCGGUUCAAAGAGUUGAUCACGAACAACGGUGGCAUUCUCAGACUCUACGAAAAGGACGCAGAUAUCAGGCUGGUUGACCAUUUAAGGAAGAACCUUCCUCCAGACACGCACUCUUAUAAGUUCGUCGAGGACUCCGUCAAGCAGGGGAAAAUGCAAGACUUGCGGAAAUAUGAAGCUGGCCCUUCUGCACCGCGACCCGUCGGGGCGACCAACAUCCCAAGCAGGAGUCACAAACGAGCUUAUACCAUCGAGGACGAUCAGAUUCUCUGGGACUGGUUGCAGCCGUAUGAAGAACAAAAGACUGCGCCUGUAUCAGGCAACAUGAUCUACCAAGACCUGGCCGCAAGGUACCCCCAGCACACAUUCCAGUCAUGGCGGGAUCGGUAUUUAAAGCGACUUCGAGGGAAAGACCGGCCAGGUGGUAAAACCUAUCUGACGCCAGGCGCCCUCGCCUCAACUAACACCGAAGAUCGGAGGCCGCCUGUUCGAGACAAUUCGCAACAGGAGACACCCGCCAAUCCAGAAGAUAAGAAGCGGAAACGAUCGCCUCAGGCUGAUUCCGAGCAUCGCAAUGCAGCAACGUCGGGCAGCCCAAGCCACAAACGAAGACCAAAGCCUACAGCGAAAGCCCCAGAAGAGCGUAUAACACGACCACAAGAAACGAAACCACAGACAAACGAACUACCUUCAACGCCGAUUCCAAACAAAAGCAAUGCAAACGCCGCCGCGCAAGCCCAGAAUGCGCAAAUCCCACCCCCACCCGUCGUCGAUAACGAUUUCGAUCCCACCCUAAUACAAUUACCCUUUUUCCCAGGGAGCCCAGAGCCCGAAGAAUCUCCCCCGCAGGAUAUCGACACCUGGAUCGAUGAGCGCCUGCGGACAGGGAAAGCGAAAGACGAAGAUCAGAUAGUUGAGGCGCUCCGCCGGGCUAGUAUGGACCCUGUCCUGGCAGAUCGAGUCUUGGAGAGCUUGGCUGCCGGGCGAGGCAUCCCUGAUAACAUGCCCGGUGUGUGGACACCUGACGACGACAGAGACAUGGAAUCAGCGGAUGGCCGAAGAGUCAAUCGCGUCAUACAAAAGCAUGGCAAUGAGGCAUUUGACAAUCGGUGGGAAUACCUUAAUAUGGCUAGGGCCACUGGCCUAGAAGGGAACUAAACGAGGUAAGGAUGCACAUAGUCAAC
Messenger RNA from Aspergillus candidus, 1490 nucleotides. Its product is annotated as putative transcription factor Rap1. NCBI's taxonomy places the organism in Eukaryota, Fungi, Ascomycota, Eurotiomycetes, Eurotiales, Aspergillaceae. Gene Ontology annotation, biological process: regulation of DNA-templated transcription; telomere maintenance via telomere lengthening. Gene Ontology annotation, cellular component: shelterin complex. The record is from RefSeq and is a predicted model, not a curated record. Gene Ontology annotation, molecular function: telomeric repeat DNA binding. Bases 226 to 1464 code for a protein of 412 amino acids. The transcript is spliced from 4 exons.